Messenger RNA from Triticum dicoccoides, 2165 nucleotides. Its product is annotated as 4-coumarate--CoA ligase-like 5. Gene Ontology annotation, molecular function: CoA-ligase activity. The coding region runs from base 150 to 1826 and encodes 558 amino acids. The transcript has 6 exons. Lineage: Eukaryota; Viridiplantae; Streptophyta; Magnoliopsida; Poales; Poaceae. The record is from RefSeq and is a predicted model, not a curated record.
GCACAUACACCGACAAGCCGAGCAGCGAGCACACCGCCUCCAUUGCGAUCUGCGAGUUGCGACGGGAGGACCGGAUAAGCCACGUCACUCCUCCGCCUGUUCUGCGCUGUUUCUCCGUCGAAAACACCACAAACAAAGCAAAACUUCCAAUGGCCGAACCGGCGGCGGCGCCCGCCGGGAUCGACCCGCGCAGCGGAUUCUUCGCGGCCACGCGGACCUUCCACAGCGUCCGCUCCGCCUCGGCGGGCGCGCUGCCGCCGGAGGCGCUCCCGGUCACGGCCGCGGCCUACGCCUUCUCGCUGCUCGCCUCCCCGCUCCCCGACCGCCCCGCGCUCGUCGACGCCUCCACCGGCAUUGCCGUCUCCUACCCGUCCUUCCUCGCCGCCGUCCGCUCCCUCGCGGGCGGCCUCUGGUCCUCCCUCGGCCUCCGCCCCGGGGACGUGGCGCUCGUCGUCGCGCCCUCGCGCCUCGACGUCCCCGUGCUCCACUUCGCGCUCAUGUCCAUCGGCGCCGUCGUGUCCCCCGCCAACCCGGCCUCCACCCCCGAGGAGUACGCGCACCAGGUCGCCCUCUCAAGGCCCGUCGUCGCCUUCGCCGCGCCCGAGGUCGCCGCCAAGCUGCCCGCCCACGUCAGGUCCGUCGUCCUCGGGUCCGAUGCGUACGAGAGGCUGGUGUCUGCAGGCGCGGGGUCCGCUCCCCCGCCGAUGGCGGUGAAGCAGUCAGACACGGCGGCCGUGCUCUACUCGUCGGGAACGACCGGCAGGGUGAAGGCCGUCGCCAUCACGCACCGCAACCUCAUCGCACUGAUGUGCACGCACUCCGAGAACCGGAAGAGGGCGGCAGCGGAGGCCACCGAGGCGGGCGAGGAGCCGCCGCCGCCGGCCGUCACGCUGCUCCCGCUCCCCCUGUUCCACGUCUUCGGGUUCAUGAUGGUCCUGCGCUCCGUGUCCAUGGGGGACACGACCGUGCUCAUGGAGCGCUUCGACUUCGGUGCCGUGCUGCGGGCGAUAGAGCGGUACCGCGUCACGCUGCUGCCCGCGGCGCCGCCGGUCCUGGUGGCCAUGAUCAAAUCCGAGGAGGCGCGCCGCCACGACCUCUCGUCGCUCCUCGUCAUCGCUGUCGGCGGCGCGCCCCUUGGCCGGGAGGUCGCCGAGCGCUUCGCCGCUAUCUUCCCCAGCGUCCAGAUUGUUCAGGGCUAUGGUCUGACGGAAUCAUCUGGCGCUGUCGCCGGGACGGUAAGGCCGGAGGAGUCCAUGAAGUACGGCUCCGCCGGCAAGCUGGGGUCGCACCUGCAGGCGAAGGUAGUCGAUCCGGCUACCGGCGAGGCGCUCGGGCCGGGCCAGCGCGGCGAGCUCUGGAUUAGGGGCCCACUCGUCAUGAAAGGUUAUGUUGGCGAUUACAAAGCAACUGCAGAAACAGUGGACUCAGAUGGCUGGCUGAAAACUGGCGACCUUUGCUACUUCAAUGAAGAUGGAUUUCUCUACAUUGUUGAUCGUUUGAAGGAGUUGAUAAAGUACAAAGGAUACCAGGUGCCUCCAGCUGAACUGGAGCAUAUUCUAACAUCACAUCCUGGAAUUGCUGAUGCUGCAGUUAUCGGAUAUCCAGAUGAAGAUGCUGGGCAAGUGCCAAUGGCUUUUAUAGUGAGGCAACCAGGUUUAAACCUUACUGGCCAACAAGUCAUAGAUUACGUGGCUAAACAUGUUGCGCCCUACAAGAAAGUCCGCCGAGUGGCCUUCGUAGCGGCAAUACCCAAAUCUCCUGCGGGGAAGAUCUUGCGGCGGGAGCUUGUGCAGCAGGCCAUGUCCAUGGGUGCCUCCAAGCUUUGAGAUGUAAUUCGCUGUGCAGAUUUAGACGAUUUCUUUUUAGAGAGGAGGCGCUUGCCCGGCUUUAGCAAACUGAAGCCCUUAUAGCGUUCAUAACAAGGAAUAAAAAAGGUAACAAAAAUAAAAGGAUACAACACUAUUCUUGUCCGAAAAAUUGAACCUCAAAUGCUCACCCUAUUUCCCUGUAAACACCGUGUAGCCCUUGGGACGAAAUGUAAUUUCUUUUGAGUGAAGAGGGUGCAAGGAUCGUUCGUUCGUGCAGAGUCUGAUAGAACAUGUCUGUUGCAAGGAUGGUUGAAAAGCUAUUUGCUAUUGAUGAAUUCACUCAGGUUUGUCAUCUGA